Gastrolobium bilobum is the source of this 1569-nucleotide messenger RNA. RefSeq lists its product as uncharacterized. Gene Ontology annotation, cellular component: chloroplast. The record is from RefSeq and is a predicted model, not a curated record. The transcript has 12 exons. Bases 42 to 1304 code for a protein of 420 amino acids. Lineage: Eukaryota; Viridiplantae; Streptophyta; Magnoliopsida; Fabales; Fabaceae.
CAAAGAACAACUCUAUCCUCUUUUCUCUCUGUGUUGGCGCCAUGUCGAGAGAGCGUUUGGUGAAGGCCGUGAAGCAGUUUGCGGAGGUUCAAUACAAGAUUCUCUCUAAGCGUUAUGGCCAAAACAUCAUCGACAUCUUAGAUUUCCCUAUUAAGCUCGUCUUGUCUCCAUUCACUUUGGCCUUCGACAUUGCUGGUUCUGCUCCUCGUGGCUUCGGUGUCCCCGAGCUUAUCUCUAAGCUCUCUUGUGCUUCCGUCUUCGCUAUUGCUACUUUUGGGACUUAUGACAUUGCAUUAGAGAUGGGGAGGAAGUUGAUAUGUCAAAGGAAUUGUCGUACGUGUAAUGGAUGGCAGGCCUUGCGGUGUACUAUGUGCCGAGGAAGUGGAAGGGUGCACUAUCAAGUGAAGAGUUGCACCUUGAAGAGUGGAGAGAAAGCGACUGCCGAAUCUGUAGCAGAUGCCAUUGUCGACAACCGAGCUGAGUUAGUGCAUAUCCCAUCCGCCUUGGAUUUUCAGAAACCAUUACCAACAAAAGACUGUCCAACAUGUGAUGGAACGGGUGUAAUGGGCUGUCCUGAAUGCAAACACAAAUUGCAAGUUAGGAUUUCAGCAGAUGAUAUUAUGGAGCCCCCAUGGCAAGCUUAUAAUGUCUUGAAAAAAAUGGAUUAUCCAUAUGAGCACAUUGAGCACAGCAUGAAAGAUCCCAGUAUUGCUGCAUUUUGGCUGUUUACCUUUCCUCAGAUUAUGGGUGGAUUUACCUAUGAUGAUGAUGUGAAGCAGAAAGUAUGGUGGCAGUACAAGGAAUCCAUGCGGUAUGAUCAACUCCGAGAUGUGGUGGCCAAGAGGAAACCGGGGUGGGAGUAUUUGCAGGAUGCCUUGAUAUCUAUAGAUCCUGACCGUGCAAGGGAUGAUCCUGUCAUAGUGAAAAAUGUCCCUUACUAUAAGGCUAAGAAGGCACUGGAGACAGAGGUCAUGAAGCUUGACCCUCCAACAAGACCGCCAAAUUGGGGUGAGCUUGACCUUCCAUUGAGUGCAUCAUCUUGGAGUGAGGAUGAUCUCAAAGAUCCAGAAAAGUUCUAUGAAAUGACUGUUCUUCUUAAUGCCCAAAGAGAAAUCUCUGAUAAGAUCUUGGAUGCACAGUGGGAGACUAAAUGGCGUCAGGAGAAGUUGAAUGAGAUGUUGGAGGAAAAGGUGCAGCCAUACUUUCAGAAUAUAGACAAUGCAGUUCUUUCUGAGCCGAUUUUAUUAAAACCACAAAAUCAGGAUAAGAAGACACAUCGAAAACGGAGGUGGUGGUUCUUUUGACAACAUGGGCAACGCCACAACAUGCAAGAGCAUGCUUGUAGUCGCCAUUUUAAAUUUUAGAAUCUGUAAGCAAACCAUACAUACUGUUCCUAGAGCAAUGUUACAUGUUUUUGUCUUGUUGUAAGCCUUGAUGCAGUGCCUAUCAUCAAACGCACAUGUUUUGCCUCUUUUUGGUGGUCAUCAUUUUGUGGAGGAAACAGUUGUUCGUGAUACACGAAAUACAAUUUAUGAAAAGACUUAUGUUAAGUCUAGAGGAACAUGACAA